AAAGCAAUGGAUACUGAUUCGUCAAAAAAGAAGAAAGAAUCAUUAAAUCAUAAGUCAGAAACUUCUGGGGAUCCUACAGAAAGAAGUCAGUCAGAGAAAGUUAAGCCGAGAUAUACAGUGUAUGGUAUGAGAUGGGUUAUUUGUAUUUUCUUUACAACAUCAAUUGUUGCUAGUGGACUUGGAAUGGUUGGUAUGAGUGCUAUAACUCCGAUUAUUAGCAAAAUAUAUGAUGUGAGUGGACUUGAGACUAGUAUGCUCGUACUUCCAUUUAUUGUCUUGUUUAUCCCAUGUAUCUUUCCUGCUAAUUACCUCAUUGAAAAUUAUGGAAUAAGUAUUCCUGUUUAUUGGGCAUCCGUAACUCUUCUGAUUGGAGCUUGGAUAAGAUUACUAGUGAAUGUAAACUUUUACAUUGUUAUUGGAGGCCAAGUCAUCAUGGCAUUGGGCCAACCAUUUAUGCUUUCUGCUCCAGCUAAAUUGUCUGCAUUAUGGUUUGCGGAAAAAGAAAUGGCAAUUUCCACCACAUUAGGGUCAUUAGCAGCCCCAAUUGGAGCUGUUACAGGAUUUCUACUUCCUCUUCCUUUGAUAGGAGAUUCUGAUGCUCCUAGUGAUGAAGUAUCAGUAGAACAUGGAAAAAGCGUCUUUUUCAGGUAUAUUCUUGUUCAAAACAUUGUCAUCACUGUAUUGGGACUACCAAUUAUUUUCUUUAUUCGGAAUCAACCUCCAACUCCUCCAAGCGCAAGUGCUGCAAAGGCUUUAAGAAAGAAACCUGUUAAUCAAUGAAAGAGUAUAGGACAGCUAUUUAAAAAUAUCGAUUUCAUCACUCUCCUGAUUUCCUUCUCCAUGAUAUACAGUAUUUACACGACUCUUGGGGCUGCAGUAGGACAACUAUCUGAAAAUUUCGGCUAUCCAACUUCAGCCAAUAGUCUUUUCGGUACAUCAUAUAUUUUUGGAGGAUUAUUUGGAUCGUUUGCUCAUGCAAUCUUACUUGAUAAAUACCAAAAGUAUAAACUCCAAUACUGUUUUAUUGGAAUAACUUGUAUCAUUAGUCUGGGAGCUAUUGCUGGAACGAUUAAUUUAGGAAUACAAGCAUUGACAAUUGCACUUUUGUUCUUCCUCGGGUUUGCACAGUUACCGAUAAUUGGAGUUGCUUAUAGUUUCUGCUCUCAACUUACCUACCCAGUUAACGAGGCUCUUUCAUGUGGAAUGCUUCAACUGUUCGGAUCAAUAUUUGCUACAAUUCUUACAUUUGUUGUGGGCUUAUUACUCGACAAAGGACUAAGGUACCCUGCUGUUUUCCUUAUGAUUGGCUUCGUUGUUGUUGGAACUUUCUUUCAGUUCUUUGUUAGAGAGAUAUUGAGAAGGAAAAGAGCUGGAUUGAAGAGCAGUUCUUUCUCAUUCAAUAUCGGAAAUCAUGGUCAAUUGCAAGAUACAAAAGAGUCUCCUCAAGUGAUUUCUGAGCCAUUAUCCCAUCCAACAACUUAUACCCCACUUAUGGAAGAUGAUCAUUAAAUAAUACUAAAAAUUCAGAGUGCUUCA
This is a messenger RNA of Moneuplotes crassus, 1536 nucleotides long. Lineage: Eukaryota; Ciliophora; Spirotrichea; Euplotida; Euplotidae. The record is from the annotation of a GenBank genome assembly.